AUGAGCAAAUGUGAAUUAAGUGGGCGAGGACAUUCCGUGGCCAAAGCGUCAGCAUCCGCCCCGUCCUCUACUACUCCCCCAACAUUGUUAUCUUCAUCUUCAUCCUCAAUACCACCAACCUCAUCAUCAGUGUUACUUCCAUCAUCCUCAUCAACGUCAUCAUCAACAUCAUCAUCAGCAGCACCAACGUCAACAUCAACAUUAGCAAUUCCUGGAGCUAAUUGCGCGGCGCCAUCAUCACCAACAUUAUUGGUUACUGAAAAUGAUGGUGGCAAAAGCGCUAGUGGUACUUCCACCCACUAUCAUCAACAUUCUGGGCGGAUACUUUGUGAUGGAUAUUUAAGGCUUAUUGAAAUAUUACGUGUCAAUAUCGCUCAACUCCGGAACUUACCCAUCCGAAAUAAUCAUAAUAGUAAUGGCAAUAAUAGCAAUUAUAUCAAUAACAACGAUUAUACUCGACCAAUAACAGUUUUAUCACGAUUAGAUACUGUCAAUAUUUUUCAAUCAACAUCAACUGCUAAUGGAAAUACAUGCUGUUUUGGCGAUGAUUUUGUUCACGAAAUUUCGAGUGCUUUUUCACAGUUGCAUUUUUUGAUUAGCGAAAAUGUGGGUAAUCGCUUACCGCGACAAAUUGGCUUAGUGAGUAUACGAAAACGUGAUAUUGUUAAACACUCCGGUGAAGAUCGCUGGUAUCGAAUACAAGCUGUCAGUAGACAAAAUGAUAUUUCUGGACAAAUUUGCAUUGAUGUACGUUGCGAACCAACCAGAAAAUGUCUCGCUGUAAAGGUAGUAGACUACACGGGAUUAAAUAUAUGCGAACCAGCAGAUCUAUAUUUACUGGUAACACUACAGGUGGCAACACGAAUUGUGCAGUCCAAAAAGUUAAACAUUGGCAUUAACAGAGAAAGCGCAGAAACAUUGUUUAUGGAAUGUGAUAGAACGAUCCUCGACGAUAAUCAGAGGACACAACGAGUACAGUUGCGAAUGUCACUUUGGCAUGAUAUUUUACCAGGUUUUAAUAGUUAUUUUCAAGGACAAAUACGCAUCACUCUCGAUGACGAUAUCGUUGAAAAGGGAUCUGUUGGCCCUCAAUGACGAUAUGGUUAA
Messenger RNA from Cercopithifilaria johnstoni, 1107 nucleotides. NCBI's taxonomy places the organism in Eukaryota, Metazoa, Nematoda, Chromadorea, Rhabditida, Onchocercidae. The record is from the annotation of a GenBank genome assembly.